CUGAGGGACUUGAGAAAACUGUAUUUUUCCAGACAAAGGGGUUAAAUAGAGAGGCUAGUGGUGGAGGAGUGUGGAUAUGGAUUCCGUAGUACUAGAGGGGGCUACCCACAAAAAGGCUGGUCCGGGGAGUGUCCCAGGGGUGCCAGCACCCCCCGUUAAACGGCCCAAAGCUAAGAAGGCUAAGAAAGCUGUGGUUUUCUUUGAGGUGGAGAUUCUGGAUGCCAAGACCAAGGACAAACUCUGCUUCCUGGACAAGGUUGAGCCAAAUGCCACUAUUGGGGAGAUCAAGUCUAUGUUCCACAAAAGCCAUCCUCAAUGGUACGCAGCCAGACAGUCCAUCCGUCUAGACCCAAAGGGUAAGUCUCUAAAGGAUGAGGAUGUUCUGCAGCACCUUCCUGUGGGAACCACGGCAACCUUCUACUUCCGAGACCUGGGAGCUCAAAUCAGCUGGGUGACCGUGUUUCUGACAGAGUAUGGUGGUCCUCUCCUCCUCUACCUAAUGUUCUACUUCCGUGUUCCCUUCAUCUACGCCCCCAAAUAUGACUUCACCACCAGCAAGCACUGGGUCGUACAUCUAGCCUGUAUGUGUCACUCCUUCCAUUACCUGAAGAGACUCCUGGAGACCCUGUUUGUCCAUCGUUUCUCCCACGGGACCAUGCCGUUACGCAACAUCUUCAAGAACUGCACCUACUACUGGGGCUUUGCUGCCUGGAUGGCCUACUAUAUUAACCACCCACUAUAUACACCACCUACAAUCUAUGGUGAGCAGCAGGUCAGGAUUGCCCUCAUCAUCUUUCUGUUCUGUCAGGUUGGUAACUUCUCCAUCCAUAUCGCCCUGCGGAACCUCCGCCCACCAGGAUCUAAGACCAGGAAGAUCCCCUACCCCACUAAGAACCCCUUCACCUGGAUCUUCCUGCUGGUCUCCUGUCCCAACUACACCUAUGAGCUGGGCUCGUGGUUCGGCUUCACCUUGAUGACUCAGUGUCUGCCGGUGGCUUUCUUCACGGCGGUGGGCUUCAUCCAGAUGACGGUGUGGGCCAAGGGGAAGCACCGCAGCUACCUGAAAGAGUUCCGGGACUACCCUCCCCUUCGCUCGCCCAUCCUCCCCUUCGUCCUCUAGAGAAGACUGGAGACCCACCCAAACCUACACUACACUGGACUGACCUGGAAUGAGAACCCUGCCCCCCUUUCGCUCGCCCAUCCUCCCCUUCGUCCUCUAGAGAAGACUGGAGACCCACCCAAACCUACACUACACUGGACUGACCUGGAAUGAGAACCCUGCCCCCUUGACUACCCCCCCCUACCCUCCAAUUAAUAACACUUACCCCCCCAAAAAAAAACAUUUUGAGGAGACUGUCUUAUACUAUGCUUUCCCACACAGAAGUUUCUGCCUAACAAUGCUCCUCAACCCACGUGAUUGGCUAUUGUUAUUUUUCUUAUCUGAGUGUUUAAUAACCUGACUGACAGUCUGGCGUGUCUCAAAUGGUACAAUACUACAGGGCCCUCGGGUCAAAAGUAGUGCACUACAUAGGGGCUAGGGAGCCAUUUGGGAUGUGACCAGUAUCUAACAAGGUGUAGGUCUAUCUGCUCUGGGUUACUUUAGUUGUUUUUUACUCAUGUGAAGAAGUAUAACAAUACCAAAGUCUUUGAUCAGAAAUGGGGAAAUAAACCAUGAGCUUUU
This is a messenger RNA of Oncorhynchus nerka (sockeye salmon), 1681 nucleotides long. RefSeq names its product trans-2,3-enoyl-CoA reductase b (gene tecrb). Lineage: Eukaryota; Metazoa; Chordata; Actinopteri; Salmoniformes; Salmonidae. The record is from RefSeq and is a predicted model, not a curated record. The transcript has 11 exons. Bases 77 to 1120 code for a protein of 347 amino acids. Gene Ontology annotation, biological process: very long-chain fatty acid biosynthetic process. Gene Ontology annotation, molecular function: oxidoreductase activity, acting on the CH-CH group of donors.